AUGCGCUGCCUCGGUUCAGAGCGAACUCCACUGAUUGUGAUUAAAGAGGGGAAGACGUGGCGAGAAGCCCUGAGGUUCUGCAGACAGAAUCAUGUGAACCUGGUUUCUGUUCAGUCACAGGAAAUGCAGGACUGGGUGGGAGUAGUUACUCAAAAUGCCUUCACUAAUGUGACACGUGUGUGGAUUGGUCUGCGUCACACCUGCGCUCUGGGCUUCUGGUACUGGGGGACAGGAGAGACCAUCUGCUACCAAAACUGGGCUCCAGGUAACGGGACCGGAGUGGAAGACUGUGGUGAUGUGGAGAGAACCGGAGCGAUGCUGUCAGACAGUAAGAAGUGGAUCAGCCUGCCAGAGACUCAAACACUCCCCUUCAUCUGUGUCACCACCUAG
Molecule: messenger RNA, 390 nt
Organism: Clarias gariepinus (North African catfish)
Lineage: Eukaryota; Metazoa; Chordata; Actinopteri; Siluriformes; Clariidae
Product: lithostathine-1-alpha-like
Exons: 2
Coding region: 1-390 (129 amino acids)
Source: RefSeq, a predicted model, not a curated record